Messenger RNA from Neocloeon triangulifer, 2393 nucleotides. It is a transcript of the gene gus, whose product is annotated as protein gustavus. Gene Ontology annotation, cellular component: SCF ubiquitin ligase complex. Gene Ontology annotation, molecular function: protein binding. The coding region runs from base 577 to 1422 and encodes 281 amino acids. The transcript is spliced from 6 exons. NCBI's taxonomy places the organism in Eukaryota, Metazoa, Arthropoda, Insecta, Ephemeroptera, Baetidae. The record is from RefSeq and is a predicted model, not a curated record. Gene Ontology annotation, biological process: intracellular signal transduction; proteasome-mediated ubiquitin-dependent protein catabolic process.
UCGGCAGUCUGGCCAGAUCUCCGGCGCAGCAGGCAGCGGCUGUGCGGGUCACGUGACCGAAUAUUAAACCGGGCAAGCGCCAUUUUCCGUCAACUGUGCUGGGUCCGCGCACAAAAGAAGCCCCCAUCUGUGGAUCCGUGUUCCGUUUGGCGCAGCAAAAGGGCCCGAGCCGAGCCCAGUGUCAGCAGUCGCGGCCCACGAUCGGCAUCGGCGGCCCCCAGGGCGGCCCCACGGCUCCUAGACCGAGGCACCCUGGCUCCGUACCCUUCAAGGCAAAGAAGGAGGUUCAUAGACGAAGUGCCACGCGGUAGAGAGCUAGUCAGCAGCCAGGGGCUUUGUUGCGGGGCUCCGGGGUGCCGCAGACCCACUGAGCCGGCCGUUGCAGCGCAGGCGGCGGCCAGAGAAGCGGCCCACGAGACCGGCAGCAGCGGCGGCAGCGGCCACCGGCGCGCCCGCUUCAGCGGCCAGUUGGACGCGCGACAGCUGCGCAGACACAACUACAAGUCUUCGGUGCUGCCGGCCAAGAGCUCCGCGCACCUCGAACACAGAUCUCGAACCCGCGCCUCCCGGCCGGGAAUGAACAUGGGCCAGAAAAUAUCAGGCGGAGCUAAGAACGUGAGUCGCGAGAGCCCGCAGCCCUACAAGCCUGUGAUUCCACGCGAACUGGCUCAAGACUUUGCGAGGCCGGCGCGGCUGGACAUCCUGCUGGACAUGCCUCCAGUGAGCCGCGAGUGCCAACUGAAACAUGCAUGGAAUGCAGAGGAUAGAUCCCUCAAUAUUUUCGUCAAGGAGGAUGACAAAUUGACUUUCCACCGCCACCCUGUGGCGCAAAGCACAGACUGCAUUAGGGGUAAAGUCGGCUUCACCAAAGGGCUGCACGUUUGGGAGAUCCACUGGUCCACGAGGCAGCGAGGGACGCACGCGGUCGUCGGUGUCGCAACUCAGGACGCGCCGCUGCAUUCUGUCGGCUACCAGAGCCUAGUGGGCAGCAAUGAACAGUCAUGGGGUUGGGACCUGGGGCGCAACAAGCUGUACCACGACAGCAAAAACAGCGCCGGCGGUGUGACCUACCCUGCGCUGCUCAAGCCCGACGAGACUUUCAUCGUGCCAGACAAGCUGCUGGUCGUGCUUGACAUGGACGAGGGCACGCUGGCGUUUGUCGUCGAUGGCCAGUACCUGGGAGUCGCCUUCAGAGGCCUCAAAGGCAGAAAACUGCACCCGAUUGUGAGCGCCGUGUGGGGACACUGCGAGAUCACCAUCAAGUACAUCGGCGGCCUUGACCCUGAGCCUUUGCCUCUGAUGGACCUGUGUCGGCGGGUGAUACGACAGCGGGUAGGAAAGGAGCAGCUGGAGGAGCGGAUCCACGAACUGUGCCUGCCCCCGGCGCUCGAGACGUACCUCUUGUACAAAGACCGCAGAUAGCCCGGGUAGUGCGGCGGGCGCGAGCAUCGGCCACCUCCGGCUCAAAGACUCUGAUUUCCGUUUUCUCUUGUGCAAAAAGAAUCACAACUCACUACGGCUCGGUGAAAUCUACGAUGAGAACGAGUUGCUCUGAUUUUUGUUUCGAUGAUUUGUAAUAUUUAAAACUCUUUGGUUUCUUUGCCAUACCACAAAAAUGACGACGACAACAACGACUACCAAGAAAAAAGAUCAAUCUCGCUUGUGUAUUAUUAAUUUCUAGGGAUCUCCUUCGCGAUGACGGGCAUUUUUAUGUUCCUGUAAAUAAUACAAAAAAAAAGUAAGAAAGAAACACAAUUUACUCAAAGGAAAGAAUUCUCACAGAUCGAGAGAAAGAUAAGAAAAAGAGCAAGAGGGCUUCAAGAGUCUCACACGUACACACUGUUGUGUUUUCAAGUAAUCUUUAAUUUUUUCGUUUCGUCGGAAAAUGCUGGCCCGGCCUUGGUUUGUGAUAUUAUUCCCGUGUUUGGCCGAAAUUCGGCUGCAUUUACGUUAUGAUAACUUUUUCAAAGAGAGAUGAUUUGAUGAUUUUUUAUUUAACUGAUUGUGUAAAUUAAGUAAGGAAGUAAAACUGAUUGCAUUUGCAAGCCAGCUGGCGGCCAAGGCCCGGGUGAGAAAAAGAGACGAGAGUGUCGUUUGUGUCGUGAACUGGACUGUGAGUGCGUGAGCUGUAAUUAAUUUACGAAGACAAAGUGUCGCCAGCGCAGUGACUGUCUAUCGGAGAAGAUGUAUAACAACAAAAAAACUACAACCUCAUGUAAUAAAUAACUCUUUAAUUAUCAUUUCUCUGCUUAACAAAAUCGAUUAAAUUUAGUUUCAAAUUUUUUAUAUCUCAAAUUAAGCGCAUGCUUUGCUGUAUUGACAAACUGAAUAGAACAGUUUUAUUGAUGUUUGUAGAGUAAAAAAAUCAUCCAAUUGUAAAAAGCAAUUCAAAA